Molecule: messenger RNA, 5967 nt
Organism: Symbiodinium sp. CCMP2592
Lineage: Eukaryota; Dinophyceae; Suessiales; Symbiodiniaceae
Source: the annotation of a GenBank genome assembly
AUGCUAGCCCAAGCACCCGAGGGCGGCUCCGCGGACAGGCGGACAGGAGAAGACGGCGUGCCGACUGAAGGCUCGUUGCCGAAUGGGGUUCCAACGGCAGCUCAGAUUUCUGGCUUGGUGGGAGGCGGUCAUGGUUUGGAAAAUCCGAAUGUACAUGACCCAGCACCUGCUUUCGGAGAUCGACCCCUAGGAGCUGUAUCUCAGACUACACGAGCGAGUGCUCACCCUGAGCAAGUGGACCCAAACUACGGCAUUCAAGACCUUGGGGGCAAUGCAAUGAAUCAUAAAGUUAUGGUCGUAGGGACAACGCCGAGACCUCCUCAGCCUGCGAGAAGGGAAAGAAUGACUCCGACGAGCUCUAUGAGGCUACAGGAGUUUUUCUCAGCAGAGAGUACACAUGAGGGUCAAGAACAAAGCGGAGAACUACAGUGCAUAGAGGAGCUACUGGCAUGGAUCGAGUAUGGGAUCAAUUCAGACUUCCGAGUGUUCCCCAGCCUCAAGCGGUCCGUGAACUACAAGUACGAACUACGACUACGGGAUUUCCCAGCUCACCAACCACUACCACCUCCAGUGCCAUUGUCAUGGUCGACUACGAGGCAAGAACCUCCUCUUUUCGAUGCGAGGCAGCUGGAGCAGAUGCGCAGAGCUCAGAUGGAACAUCCAUGGAUAUACGGCAAUGUAGGCCAGCAGUCGGAACCUGAAAGUGACCACUCUUCUCGCCUGCAAGCUGAAGUACAAAGGCAACUUGAAGAAUACACGGCUCGCUACCACCAACAGGUGCAGUCACUGAUGAGGGAAGUGGAUCAACUGAGAGAUGAGCGAAGCUACUGGAUGGGCAGAGCUUCUCGAGGUGUUGAGGGGCAAGACCACUCAGUACCUGGAGGGGGUCUUCCGAAUCUACCACCAGUUGCUCCGCUACCACCGGGAGUCCGACAGUACCUCAAGGGAAUCCACAGCAGUCAACCCGGGAAGGUCCUACUGAAUUUCGGAGUGAACUUCCUCUACCACAAAGAGAUCCAGGCCGAGUACUUCAAGGUUCCGAUGCACUUCAAGGUCCCACAGGAGUGGGUCGUCAAUGGUACCGUUCUUCCACCUGUCAAUCCACUUACGAGUUCAGUGGACAUCAUGGACUGGUUGGAGAUGAUUACAACGACAAUGCAGGACCUUUCCGAUGGAAGCGCAGAGUGGUGGAACCGGGUGAAGAAGGCGGCUACUGAUGCCUACGUGGUUUGGGCAAACUCCUCGCCAGUGGAGAAGCUGGUGAUUCAGCCUCCUCGAGAAGAGGAGCUGGAGGAGAUGGUUCAGCGGAGGUCUACGGGAUCAACGUGUGCCUUGAUCUUCAGACUGCUCACCCUUUACCAACCGGGCUGUGACAUCCCUGAGGGCAUGGGCGAGGUGGCUACGCAGAUGCCGCGAGUUGAAAGUGGCAGCACCAGACCCGACGUGGAAGUGAGUUUUCGGACAAGUUUGGUGCGAAGUACUUUGCUGGUGGACACAACGCCCUCCUAUGACUCGGUGGAGAAAUACUACCACCACUUGUUGGCGGAAUGUGAGGCUAUGGCUGUGUCCACUUCAACGAUGAGAAACCUCAAGGAGAAGAUGGCGAUCGAGCAGCAAAGGUUCUCCGAGCCCUGGUACGCCAAAGGCGGGACCGCCGUCGAGGCCAUUCCACCUCGAGAAGCGAGCUCCUCAUUGCCUUCGGCACCACCCGUGGACCUUCAGGAAGUGCUUGCCGAUGUGGGGAAGAUGUUAAAGUCUAUGUCAGCAACAAGUUUGAAAAAGAUCUCAGUGAUGGAGAUGGGAUUCAAAGAGAAGCUGGACGCUGUGGGAGCGCAGCUCAAGACCUCUGUUGUGAAGGAGGAGGCUUCUAUGAGCGGUCUCUUAGAAAGCGGUGCGAGCCAUGCCAUGCGAGUGGCGACAGAGGAAGAGUACCAGAAGGGACAACCUGUCUCCGUGACACUGGCAGGAGAGGACGUGCGGGUUCUACGGCAAAACCUUCAAGGCACAGUGCUUGUUCGAGAUGAAGAAGGGCAAGUCGUGCAACCAAUAGUGCCGUUAGGACCUGUCAUUGAGGAACUUGGCUGCACCUUGAAGUGGAAGAAGGGAUCGCUCCAGCUUUUUCACCCGAAAUGGGGAAUGAUGAGAGUGAAGUUGGUGAACAAUUGCCCUGAGAUCCAAGCAAGAGAAGCUCACGAACUCAUCCGAGAACUAGAGGCGAAACACCUCCUCCUCCUCCUCCUGAACAACCAAGUCGAGAACCUCACGGCCCGUUUGGAGGUUAUGAAAAAGGAGGAGAAAAAGUCGUGGCUGGACCUACUACGGGAAUACGCCAGCUCAGGCAAUCAAAGCAUUUUGCUGAAGGUGAUCCUCACAUGCCCCUUCACCAAGGACCUGCCGGAAGAUGUGAAGGCAAUGCUGGUUGAGGGUUUCGACGUUGGCCACGGUGAAAGGUACUUGAAGGACCUCCCGAUUACGAGGAAGAAGAGGCGUGCUUUGAUGGCUCACAAUCAAUGGGUUGUCAAUCUUCGCUCCGGAGAAGACCAGGGCAAGAAUGAUCCGUUUGAGGCUGUGCCGAAGGGCGGAAAGAUUGUGUUGAACAUUGACUUCAUGAACUCCAAGCUAUGGGACAUGAACAGAAAAGGUGGAGUUUACCGGUUGUUGUUGUGGGCGGCUUCCCAGGGACUCGAGCCGAACCUUAUUCCACCUCUACAGCAGCUCGAGACAGGAGAUGUAGCGCGGACUUUCGUGCUAUGGAUGCUUGCCAUGGUGAAGGGCCCCGGGGAAGUUGGCCUCCUGAUGGAAUUUCCUUCAGAUGAACAAGUGAUUCGUGAGCAAGAUACACCCAGGGCCUCUCUAUGGGAAACUGAGCUGCGGAACUCCUUCAGAUCGAUUACCUCCAUGAAGAGAGCUUCAUUCUACAUGGGAGCUUACGGACAUCGGGCUUUGAGACCUACAACGAUGGCCACCAACUACCCCGAAAUGAUCCAGUUAGAUGGCGUGUAUGAGUUUGGGAACAACUGUGUUCCCCCUUCUCUUCUUUUUGAAGGAGAAAUGAAGAUGUGGCCAAGCGCUUUUAAACAAGCGGUUGUCAAUGCGAUCCUCAACUACCACAAGUGCGAGGUUCAGAUGGAAGAGGAACUGCUCAAGGCGGGCGUGCGAAUUGGAAAGUUAACCAAGGAACAGCGUGAGGCUUGGUAUGUUCACUUGCUCAACGACCAUCAGCCAUACAGGGCAGAUUGCUCGGUUUGCAUAAAUGCUCAGGCCACCGGCUACAAGCACAUGAGGAGGAAACAUCCCUCCCUCUACUCAAUGGCCCUGGAGUUGGCAGGACCUUUCAAGCAGUCCGGCAGAGACAUGGACCAUGAGGAUUACAAGUACAUUCUGGUGGCAGCCUACAGAUGCCCCAAAAGCUACCUCUCGGAGAAGGCGGCUAAGGAGCUGGACGCAGAGCUAUAUGUUCCAGAUGAACCUGAGGACCUGCUGGAUGAUGCAAUGGAAGAAGAAGAGGACCAUAAGGGCCACUCCGAUCCAGAAGCACCACCCUCAGGAGGAGAAGAUGUUGAGCCAAUGGGACCGGAGACUCUGGACGAUGCCGUGGAGCAGUUGGAAAAAGCGGAGGAAACGGUUACCUUGUACAUCACCAGACCCUUGAGGAGGAGGACGUCGGCUCAUGUGUUAAGUGCCACCAAAGAGAUAUUUCUACAGCUCAAGCAGUGCGGCUUACAUGUGGCGCAAGUUCAUUCUGAUCGGGCACGUGAGUUCAAGGCGAAGAUCUUCAAAGAAUGGGUCGUGGACAAUGAACUACGGCAGACUAAGACGGCUGGAGGAGACCCAACGGGCAACAGCACGGCGAAGUUGGGAAUCAAGUGGGCCAAAAGUCGAGUACGUGCACUUCUUAAAGGGUGUGGCGCUCCAGCAAAGGAAUGGCCUAUGGCUGUGGCACAUGCAUCUUCGGCACUGUGGUCUGCUGCAUUCCCUGGCAGUCCCUGGGCGGCGAGACCGGCAGCACCCUUCGGAAGUGAAGUUUGGUUUAGGUCCAAGAUGUUCCAAGGGAAGGCAGAAAAACGUCAUGAUGUCACCGGUUCAAGGUGGAAACGAGGAUGGUAUCGUGGACCAGCGCAAGAUGUUGCAAGAGGCCACUUAAUUGUUCGUGAAGAUGGUGGCCUCACGGUGGCGAAGAGUGUAAAGUUCAACGUCGUGGACCCCGCGAAGGAGUUCAAGGACUUGAUCACCCCCGCCGUUGCGGAAGGAUUACCGGAAGAGCUACUGUCCGGAAAGACCCCACGUACACGAAAAGAAAUCCAUGAUGAAAUCGAGUUUCGCGCUCGCAUGCUGAAGGAGGGCAAGGACUACUCCCUCAACAAGGUCGUGGAACUCUAUCGAUUGCUGGAGUGUUUGGGGGAUGUGGGUCGCAAAGUCUCCAAGAAGGCUUCGGUUACGUCCUGGUACACUGGAGCUUAUGUUCACGGGGGAGUUGCUGGUCUGAGGUCCAAUAUGACCGAAUACCCCUACACCACGCAGUACCUGGUUGAGGUGGCCAAGCAUCACUGUGGGGAAAUACAGUUUUCGGCUAUUGGGAUCGCCAAGAAUACCCUGCUAGGUUUACGUGGAGAUGUUCACAAGUAUCCGGCUUCAAAGAAUCAUGUUCUGCCUCUUGGAGAUUGCGUUGGGGGAUCAUUGUGGGUUCAAGACGAGUGUCCUGGAGGUGAAGGUCGUGAGGAGCGAGUUCUUCCCAAUGGAAAAAGUAUUUCAGGCCGCGUGAUUGAAAUGAAGAAGGGUGAGGUGGUGUCGUUUUCUCCCAAACUCUGGCGUGAAGUUCAACCUUGGGAAGGGGAAAGAUUGGUGCUGCUUAUGUAUACGCCGAGGGCAACGAAGCUUGGUGAAGAAAAAGCAGAAGAGCUCCUCAAGACCGGUUUCAAUGUGGAUAUGUCUUCUCUCAUACAGGAAGAUGUGGAUACCUUGGAAGAGGAGGAGCUCGGGGCCAUCGAUAUGAAGAUGUUGCAAGCUACUUCCUUGGAUCCUACGCCCCAGGUCUUUGAAGAGAUAGAUGAAAGGGACUGGAUCAAAGAGAACGAAGUGGAUCAAGGGACAGUCCUCGAGGAGCGCGUUGAGGUGAGUCUCAAGAAGAUGAUCAAGAAGGCCGAGGUCCAGUACACCCAGAAUGCGGAGGACAUCUUGAAAGAGUGUGAGGCACAGGGCAAGCAGUUGGAAGUGACACAUACCAUAAGCUUGAAUGACGUCAAGAAGAACCUUUCUAAGUGGAAGGAGUCAGCCCUAAAGGAAUUCCACAACCUCACUGAGACGAAGAAGGCCUUGAGUUACCACCUGAAUGUCGGAUUGAGAAAGACCAGCUUUGUGGCUUGUGGGAACCACAUCUCCGAGCAAAAUGCCGGGUUCGACUUGUUUGCGGCGGGACUAGAUGCUACCUCUCUGAGAACCAUGUUGGCGUUCAAUGCAAAAAGGAAGUGGUCCCUGGGUACAACAGACAUCAGACAAGCCUUUGUCCUUGCGAAGUGGAAGGGACAACCAGUGGCACUGGAACCGCCUGGUAUCGCCUACGAGCUGGGAAUCGCCCAGCCGGGCGACAUGUGGUUUGUGGAACAGGCCAUUUAUGGACUGCGAGAAUCCCCAGCCCUUUGGUCACAGCACAGGGACGAAGAGCUCAAGAUAUGGAAAGUGGUGCACGAGAACCUCCCAUCUGAGCCCCUCGGUUACCUGCUGGUGUACAUUGACGACCUUUUAAUUCAAGCGCCCGACAACAUCAUGCAAUGUGAUGCUUUGGACGUCCUUGACUACAACCACCCCAUCAGAUUUGUUGGACUGGAACUACAUCGAGUUCCAGGAGGAGUGGAGCUGGCUCAGGAAGGCUUCAUUGCGGAGUUGUUGAGGGCCUACAAACACGAUGGGACAAAGUUCAAAGAGGAGGAAGCGAUUGUCAAAGGGGAAAUUCCUCAGCUACCUGAAUAA